AGAGGUUCAAUUCAAAUUUAUUCUCACGAGCCUCCACAGUUGCUUGUGCUCAGGAAGCCCAAACUUCUUGAAAUAUGACGACCGAGUCCUCAGUCCUCACUCUCCAAGUGUCCCCAAGCUUCACCACGUUGCAGCAAGAGUUAGCCGCGCCAAGAACACGAAGUUUUCCGUGUCGCAGCUUGGCAGCGCCACCGCCACCACCACGCCACCUCUUUCAAAUUUUUAUCUCCUUCUUUCAUCUGCCUGUAUAUAAUCUCCGCCCUCUCUUUUUCCCUUUUACAACAGACGAGAAAGAAAAGAGGAAGAAGGGUUCAAGGCUUCAAGCUAUCAUGGCAUCGAGUGAUCAACCUUCUGGUACUAUCGCCUGCGACGCUCCGACGCCGGGGCAGCCGCUGACGAUGGGGACGCAGGUGCUGGACGCGUGGGCCAAGAUGAUGCAAGGGAUGAAGCCCAUAAAGCACAUACAGCAGCACGUUUGCACCUUCGCUAUGUACAGCCACGACAUGACUCGACAGAUCGAGACUCACCACUUCGUCACUCGCCUCAACCAGGACUUCCUCCAGUGCGCCGUUUACAACUCCGAUUGCUCCAGCGCUCGCCUCAUCGGUGUGGAGUAUAUCGUAUCGGAUCGGAUUUUCGAGGCUCUGCCACCGGAAGAGCAGCAGCUGUGGCACUCUCACGCUUAUGAGAUCAAGGCGGGUCUGUGGGUGAAUCCCCGGGUCCCAGAGAUGAUGCAGAAGGUGGAGCUCCAGAACCUGGCCAAAACCUACGGCAAGUUUUGGUGCACGUGGCAAGUUGACAGGGGAGACAGGCUUCCAUUGGGUGCACCAUCGCUGAUGAUGUCACCGCAGGCGGUGAAGCUGGCGAUGGUGAAGCCGGAGCUGGUGCAGAAGAGAGAUGAGAAAUACAGUGUUUCGAGCGAAGGUCUGAAGAAGUCGAGGGUGGAGAUCGAAGAGCCGGAGUGGAUAAAUCCGAAUGCGGAUUACUGGAGGAAGGUCCACAAGGGUUUCGCAAUCGACAUCGAAGAGACGGAGAUGAAAAGAAUGGCUCCAUUUCCAUGAAAAGGGAGAAAGGAUCAAUGAACAGAAAGCUCUGGAAGGAAACUCUGUUUUCUCCUGGUUGUUGUGUUGUUAUUGUCUUUAUCGUUCACCAGCUUUCAUUUUAAUAAAACUUUCCCAAGGAUUAGAUUUGCUGAGGA
Messenger RNA from Nelumbo nucifera (sacred lotus), 1198 nucleotides. Its product is annotated as oil body-associated protein 2B-like. The record is from RefSeq and is a predicted model, not a curated record. NCBI's taxonomy places the organism in Eukaryota, Viridiplantae, Streptophyta, Magnoliopsida, Proteales, Nelumbonaceae.